AUGUAUUGCAAUUUAAACCAUAGUUUUCGAUUAUGUUGUGUUGGAAAUUAUUGUACUUUAGAAAGAGGAAAGAGGAGCAUUGCUUGUGUUGCUCAAAUAAAACAAUUGCUCUUUUUGCCUAACUGUUUAUCAUUAAUGUAACUGAUCAUGUUUGCCAUGGUAAUAUGAUUAUUGUUAAUUAGUAUCUCUCUCCCUAUAAAUUGAUGAACAUCACAAUCAUAUUAGUCAUUAAUCGUGAAUUGAAGAUUCUAUAAAUGAUACUAAUAAUUAAUCUGACCCAAUGUUAAAUCCUGAUAAUUUCCAAUCUGCAGUUGUGCUUCAUCUCACAAGAAUUAGACUUCCAAAAGGUAAAUUUGGAUAAUUUUGGAUAUAUAAAAUUGAAUUCCUUGUCUCACAGUUAAUAAGAGUACUUCACAUGA
Molecule: messenger RNA, 419 nt
Organism: Paramecium octaurelia
Lineage: Eukaryota; Ciliophora; Oligohymenophorea; Peniculida; Parameciidae
Source: the annotation of a GenBank genome assembly